Thrips palmi is the source of this 1354-nucleotide messenger RNA. RefSeq names its product mitochondrial potassium channel-like. NCBI's taxonomy places the organism in Eukaryota, Metazoa, Arthropoda, Insecta, Thysanoptera, Thripidae. Bases 138 to 1103 code for a protein of 321 amino acids. The transcript has a single exon. The record is from RefSeq and is a predicted model, not a curated record.
CAGAGUGCACUGUGGGUGGAGGUUGAGAGGUGUGUGGAGGCCGAAGUCCCAGUUCAGCCGCUUUCUGACUGAAGUACCUAGACCAAUCUUUAGAAAAUUGCGCUAGUGCCGGUGCCGUUCGAUGAAGUAGAAGUAAAAUGAAGGAUUUUCGUGGCUCUCGGCCGCUGUCGCGCAAAUUGAAGCUGCUUGCAUCAUUGGCGAGCGAGGGCAACGUAACCUCUACGGGAGCACUGUCAUGCUCAACAAGCGCACCGGUGGUGACCAAAUCAGCAAGUCCGACGGCAAUUUUAGGCGAGAAGUUCAGGAGACUAAUGGAUUGGUAUGAAGAGGUCACAGGACUGAAGGAAGUGCGCGUGUCACAAGAUAAGGUCCUGAAAGCGGAGAAUCGUUUCAUCACCUCUCAAGAUGCUAGGCGUAACAUUAGUAAGGAAUUGGCUGUGGUUAGAGAUAAAUUGAAAGACAUAUAUGCUGAAUUGGAUCAAACAUCUAGAGGGGAAGACCGUUAUGUUACAUUGAUAACACAAGAACACAAAGUUUUGAAGGACGAACGAAGGCUAGCUGAACUCUUUAAUUGUUACGAACAAGAGGAACGAGAAAACUUCUCAUUUCUAUCUUCAGCUGUGAAAGAAAGCCACGAAAAGGAAAGAAUUCAGGCUGAACGGACUAAAUAUUGGUCCAUUAUUGGCUCUAUUAUGGGUACGAUGAUAGGCAUUGCUGGGAGUUCCAUCAACAAUGAAUUCAAAAUGCGAGAACUGAGGAAACUUGUUAAAGAAUCUGCACAAGCUACUAUAGCCUCACGCCAGGAAGCCGAUUUUCCAAAAGAUUUGCUUACUAUCACAAAUGAUGUUAAGGAUGUUACCCAAAGAUUAGCGCAAGAACAAACUAAUAUUAUGGCAGCGAUUCAGGCUCAUAGUAACAAGAUGGACAGUGAAUAUAAUAAAAUUCAAAAGUAUUCUGAAAAUAGAAUUCAUGUUUUGAGUGAUGGAACCGUGUUCAACAUUGAUGAACUUCUUGAAGCUCACCGUAAAGAAAGUAGAAUUUUGGCUGCCAUCUGUUUAUCAUCAAUAGCAUGUGUUUUUGUUCUGUCCAAAGUAAUGAGCUAGUUGUAGCAUCUACUUAUGAUUCAAUUGCCAGUGAUAUUCUGAUAAUAGUUUGAUUAUUUUGAAAUAUUUGUGAUGUAAUCUAUUGAUAGAUCUUACGACCCUUUUUCCAUGCAUUAUACUUUGUAGACUGAAUAUACUCUUGCCUAAAAUUUUUUGAAGUGUUUUAAGUGGAUAGUAUAUACUUGCCUGUUUGAACAUGAUGAUGGAUGUGAAUAAUUUAUGCUUUUGUCAAUAAAGGUUGUGUAACUUUA